This is a messenger RNA of Psammomys obesus (fat sand rat), 1320 nucleotides long. RefSeq names its product sorting nexin 31 (gene Snx31). NCBI's taxonomy places the organism in Eukaryota, Metazoa, Chordata, Mammalia, Rodentia, Muridae. Gene Ontology annotation, molecular function: phosphatidylinositol binding. The transcript has 14 exons. Gene Ontology annotation, cellular component: early endosome. The coding region runs from base 1 to 1320 and encodes 439 amino acids. Gene Ontology annotation, biological process: intracellular protein transport. The record is from RefSeq and is a predicted model, not a curated record.
AUGAAGAUGCACUUCUGCAUCCCGGUGUCCCAGCAGCUGCCAGAAGCGCUGGGGGGCUGCUACGUGUUGUACUCCGUGUACCUGGACGGGUUCCUCUUCUGCAAGGUACGCUAUAGCCAGUUACACCGCUGGAAUGAACAGCUGAGACGGGUGUUUGGAGACUGCUUACCUCCUUUCCCACCGAAGUACUAUCUGGCUAUGACUACUGCUAUGGCCGAGGAGAGGAGGGACCAGUUGGAACGCUACCUGCAAAAUGUCACUGCAGACCCUCAUGUAAGGAGGAGUGAUGUCUUCACUGAGUUUUUGACGAUGGUGCAGCUGCACACGCUGAAUAUCACCACCACGAAAGCUGCUCUGGAUGUAUUUCUGCCCAAUGGAAGGAGCAUUAAUGUGGACAUUCUAACAUCCGAUAUGGCUGAAAGGGUCCUGGAGGUGGUGGCGCAUAAACUUGGACUGCAUCCAGAGCUCUUGGGCUACUUUGGCCUCUUUCUCAUUCAGUGUUUCCCAGAAGGCAAACUCUCUGUUGUGAAGAAGUUGGUGGAUUUUGAGCUGCCUUAUACUAGUCUUCAGAGUUCUGAAGUGGAAAACUGUAAGAUUGGACUCAGAAAGUGGUACCUGGACCCGGCCCUGGACUCUAUGCUGAUGGACUGCAGAGCAGCUGGAGACCUGCUCUACAUGCAGGCAACACAGGAGAUCGAAAUAGAAUGGGUGAAACCCACGAAGGCUCAGAGGGAGGAAUUAAAGGCUCUCCAGAAGAAAGAGAAUCAAACAAAGUUUUUGGAGCUGUCCCAGGAGGUCCGGCACUAUGGGUACAUUCAACUGGAUCCCUGUACCUGCAACCAUCCAGAACCUGGCUGUGCAGCUGUGCUUUCCAUUGGCAAUAACGAAAUCAGCUGCUGUAUAACCCUGCCUGAUGGCCGGACCCAGGACAUAGCUUUCCAGAUGAGCAGAGUAAAGUGCUGGCAGGUCACUUUCCUUGGAACUCUGCUGGAUACAGAUGGGCCCCAUCGAACUCUCAACCAGAACUUAGAGCUGAGAUUUCAGUACAGUGAAGACAGUCGCCAGCAGUGGUUUGUUAUUUACACCAAACAGGCUUUUUUCCUGAGUAGCUGCCUGAAAAAGAUGAUCUUGGAGAAGAUGGCAAAGCUUACUGAGGAGAACCCAGAAAUGCAGAUUGAGGUUCCGGAACAAAGUAGAAGUAAAAAGCACCCGGUCCAAGAGAGCCAGCAGAAAGACUUUUUUAAUUUUCUGAGAAAAACCAGGAUGAAGAAAGCUGAAGGUGACUGUUUUUGGAGGACCCUAACGGAAGGAGGUCUCUAA